CAAUGGAGUCGUCUGAAGAGCUGGAUACAUGGCGCUACGUUAUAAUGUUAGCCAAGUUUAUGAUGCAUUUUCUUCACAAUGGACUAAUAAGAUCACUAUCAGUUCUCAUUCCCUAUCUCGCCUUUCAACUGGACAUGGAAUACUCAACUUCUGGAUUCCUGGUUACACUGCAGGCUGGCAUAUACUAUAUCGCUUGUCCAGUGAGUUGUUAUUUGGCUCAUAAGUUUGGUUGUCGCCGUGUAACCAUCAUCAGUUGUUUCCUAUCUGCAAUAUCCCUCUUAGCAGGAUCAUUCAGUCAAUCAGCAACCUUUCUUGGUUGUUCUUAUUUCUUAACAGGUCUUUUCUCUUCUCCAUUGAGGCAAAUGUCGAAUGAAAUGCUUCAUCAACAUUACGGAAAACAUGGAUAUGGAUUUGCGCAAACGGUCACACAGUUGGGCAGUCAGGUUGGCAGUUUCUUGAUGCCAUACAUCGUAGUUUUUACUCUUGAUGCUUAUGGCGUGAGAGGAAGCCUAUUUUUCCUGAGUGCAAUGGCGUUCCAUGGCGUAGCUACAGCGGCGACAUUACAUCCCCCGCGAUUUCCGCAAGGCCCAUCUGCAACGAACAGUUCUAUACGAAGGAAUGGUGAUGGACCAGAACUUGAGCCACUUCAAACUGGUGACGAAUCAGAGAGCCCUACUAGUAAAGAAGAAAGUAUGGAUUUAGAGACUGACAAAAGCCUUGAGAAAAAUGAAGACCACAAUCCUCAACACUCAAAGGUCGAUAUGCUUCGAAAUAUGAUUCAUCAAACCUUUGAUUUUUUCAACGAGGAACUUGUUUUUACAUUUCUCCUCCUUCCAUGCCAGAUUUUGUUCGACAUAACUUUCGCUGGCUGGGAAGUGUUCCUCUUCUCCUAUGGUAUCACUGAAGGAUUGUCUAAAGAUAAAGCCGUUUAUACGGUGAUGAUGGGUUCUAUUGGCGGGUUGGUCGGACGCUUUUCAUUAAUAGCAAUCCUUUACAAAUUUCCUUUAGUGACUCUGUAUCUGGUUGCAUUAAACAUGGGUAUAGUUUCCGUCACGCUCUUAGUAUACCCCAUCAGUUCCUCGCUCACUUAUUUGGCCAUUUGUUCUUUUUUUGCCGGGUUUGGUUUCUGCAACGCCUUUUCAUCUUUUUACGGUGCUGUCUCUCUUCUGGUGCGGAAGGAGAAUUUCCCAAAGGCCAUUGCUUCUUCCCUCAUGCUAUGUGGAAUUUCAUAUCUAUUAUCCGGAAUACUAACAGGUUAUAUGUACGAUCUGUUUGGUUCUUACCGGGCUGUCUUCCGUGUCUUAGGUAUCAUGUCAGGUGCCGCUAGUUCGGCAAUCACUAUUUAUAUCUGUGUUGACUCUUCGAGAAACAAAAAGAAGUCGUUUUGA
Messenger RNA from Lytechinus pictus (painted urchin), 1388 nucleotides. RefSeq names its product monocarboxylate transporter 7-like. Gene Ontology annotation, molecular function: monocarboxylic acid transmembrane transporter activity. The record is from RefSeq and is a predicted model, not a curated record. NCBI's taxonomy places the organism in Eukaryota, Metazoa, Echinodermata, Echinoidea, Temnopleuroida, Toxopneustidae. The coding region runs from base 3 to 1388 and encodes 461 amino acids. Gene Ontology annotation, biological process: transmembrane transport. The transcript is spliced from 4 exons. Gene Ontology annotation, cellular component: membrane.